Molecule: messenger RNA, 1895 nt
Organism: Topomyia yanbarensis
Lineage: Eukaryota; Metazoa; Arthropoda; Insecta; Diptera; Culicidae
Product: calreticulin
Exons: 3
Coding region: 173-1399 (408 amino acids)
Biological process (GO): protein folding
Cellular component (GO): endoplasmic reticulum membrane; endoplasmic reticulum
Molecular function (GO): calcium ion binding
Source: RefSeq, a predicted model, not a curated record
UACAUAAUCGGUUGCAGUUGGGUGGAUCGUCAUUCGUAGUUGUACAUUCAGGAAGAGAAGUUCGCCGAUUGAUUUCGGGUGCGGGUCAGUGCCAAGGGUUUCAGUGGUCUUAUUAGGUCUAGGGUGAGGAGUGAACUAGCACAACAUAGUCAGUAGUAAAGUCGCAUCCAAAAUGCAUGCUUUUGGCAAGAUCCUAGUGGCCCUAUCAGUGAUUAGUUUGAUAGCGGCUGAGAUCUACUUCGAGGAAGGAUUCAAAGACGAUUCAUGGGAGACAAACUGGGUUCAGAGCGAACACAAGGGAGUGGAGUACGGAAAAUUUGUUAGGACUGCCGGCAAGUUCUUCAACAACGAGGAAACCGAUAAAGGCCUUCAAACCUCGCAGGACGCCCGUUUCUACGCGCUUUCGCGUAAGUUCGAACCAUUCUCGAACAAGGAUGACACCCUGGUGAUUCAGUUCUCGGUUAAACACGAGCAGAACAUUGACUGCGGUGGUGGCUACCUGAAGGUGUUCGAUUGUGCCGUGGAGCAGAAAAAUCUGCACGGUGACUCGCCGUACCUGGUUAUGUUCGGUCCGGACAUUUGUGGUCCCGGAACCAAGAAGGUGCAUGUUAUCUUCAGCUACAAGGGCAAGAACCAUUUGAUCAACAAGGACAUUCGCUGCAAGGACGACGUUUACACUCACUUCUACACGCUGGUGGUGAAACCGGACAACACCUACGAAGUGUUGAUCGACAAUGAGAAGGUUGAAUCGGGAUCGCUGGAGGAAGAUUGGGACUUCCUGGCGCCGAAGAAGAUCAAGGAUCCGGAAGCCAAGAAACCGGAAGAUUGGGACGAUCGCGCUACCAUUCCCGAUCCGGAGGACACCAAGCCGGAAGAUUGGGACAAACCCGAACACAUUCCGGAUCCUGAUGCCACCAAACCGGACGAUUGGGACGACGAAAUGGAUGGCGAAUGGGAACCACCGAUGAUUGAUAACCCAGAAUACAAGGGUGAUUGGAAACCGAAACAGAUCGACAACCCGAACUACAAGGGCGUCUGGGUGCAUCCAGAAAUCGACAAUCCGGAGUACACAGAAGACAAAAACCUGUACCUGCGGGAAGAGGUUUGCGCCGUUGGUCUGGAUCUGUGGCAGGUUAAGGCUGGCACAAUUUUCGACAACUUCCUGAUCACCAACGACAUAGAAGAGGCCAAAAAGGCAGCAGCUAUAUUCAAAGACACCCAGGAGGGCGAAAAGAAGAUCAAAGAAGCCCAGGAGGCUGAAGAACGCAAGAAGGCCGAGGAAGAAGCUAAAUCGGCUGAAGCCGAGAAGGACGACGAAGAUUUGGACGAUGAAGAGGACGAUGACAAUACAACGGGCGAGGCGACGGAAGUGGACGAAGAGGGACACGAUGAGCUGUAAGCUCCAGCAGGAAAACGAUCUUCUGUCAGGGGAUGUGCAUUUAACGUCACUAUCUAGUAUGACCUUUUUAAGUUUCAUUUCCCUUCCAUUUCGUUUCCUAUCUUUUUUGUUGUGCAACAGUAAGAAGACUAUGUUCAAAUAGUCACUGUUAGUUAUCUGAGACGAGUCAGCGAGUUUUUUGCGAGCAAAAUACCUAAACAAGCAAAGGUCUUUUCGAAUCAACGUUUAAUGCUUAAAUUGAAUGAAAAAGUCUGAAUAAUCAUUUUAAACUGGGUUGUUGUGUUAAUGGAGAAAAGGUAGUCGCAACUUCAAAACACGACUUGUAGCUGGGAGAACGUGUAACACAAAUUACCCUUUGUGACUGCGACUGAAUGAAAACAUGAUUUAGGUGUAUGAUGUGCGUGUAUAUAAGUUUUCUCUGUUUAAUUCAAAUUGAAUUACUUUUAGAAGUAUAGGAGGAAAAAACUGAAUAAAACCGGCUGAAUAUUUAAACUGA